Messenger RNA from Exophiala aquamarina CBS 119918, 1812 nucleotides. RefSeq lists its product as uncharacterized. Lineage: Eukaryota; Fungi; Ascomycota; Eurotiomycetes; Chaetothyriales; Herpotrichiellaceae. Gene Ontology annotation, biological process: protein transport to vacuole involved in ubiquitin-dependent protein catabolic process via the multivesicular body sorting pathway. Bases 1 to 1812 code for a protein of 603 amino acids. Gene Ontology annotation, molecular function: phosphatidylinositol-3-phosphate binding; ubiquitin binding. The record is from RefSeq and is a predicted model, not a curated record. Gene Ontology annotation, cellular component: ESCRT II complex; late endosome membrane. The transcript has 3 exons.
AUGUUCCUCAAAAAGCCAGAGCUGACGGCUGGCUCUCGACCCACCCUAUCUCAAGAUGAGACACUGCUUUCUGUUCAAGAUGGGGUUGGGCUUUAUGAAGGGAAAUACAAGAUAGACACAUGCCAGAAAGGCCAUGCUUAUCUGACUUCCCAUCGAGUAUGCUAUGUCGAUGAUGCUGACCCACGAGCCAAUUCAUGGGCAGUCGACCUGAAAGAUGUCGAAAGACACGAAUUUCAGGCCAGCUUUCUUAAGUCGUCCGCUAAAAUUACUCUCUUCCCCAAACCACUAAAACGGGGUUUUGGGACACUACGAAAGGGAGCUGGAGUACAAUCACCAUCCUUUCAAAGAGUCGCUUCUGCCUCUUCGCCGAAUUCCCGAUCCACUAGUCCCUUCCGCCCAUCGACGACCAUCCCAGCUGUCGUUGGAACCUGGGUUUGUCCAAUAUGCUCGUUCUCGAAUCCUGUUCCCUCAAACUUUGACCCUGCUAUUGCCACAGAAGCAUUUCCACUGCCACCAUGUCUUGCUUGUGGUAUCAAGCCCGCCUUUUCGCUUGUAUUGAAGGCGGCCGUUGCAGCCAACGCAAAGCGGGUUCCCGACAGUGCUCAAGGCCUCAGUGCUACGAAGCAAACAGGCUUUAGACAGUCGUACCACGAAGAGCUCAGCCCUUCUGGAGAGAAUACUUGCCCUCGUUGUACUUUUCACAAUGCUCCUGGGAUGAGUAUAUGUGAGCUGUGCUCUGCGCCUUUAUCGAACGCAAUUUCGGUGCAUAGACACCAGUUCCAGAACUCUAAUCCUCGAGCUGAUUCUCCAGGCGCCGAAAUAUCUGGUCUUUCGUUAGCAGAGGACCACGAACCUCAGAUGGUCAAGUUUUCCUUUCGGAGUGGAGGUGAUCGUGUCUUCUACGACAGACUGAAAAACGCCAUGAUUCAGCGAAAAUGGUUGUUGCAACAAGCACCGCCUAUACCGCAAGCAGACCAAGGCCGUUCCCCGACCCCUCUGAGCGGCUCAGAAAUCAGGGGGACACCAGAACCUCAAGUUGUGGCAGCAGGAAUUGCUGGGCUGGAACAGCGAGGAUUGCGGACCCGCAAGAACAAUGAGGCUGUCCUUGGUAGUGCAUUUGAGGACCUCGAGGCCUUGAUGGCCUCAGCAAAAGACAUCGUGGCGUUGGCUGAACAUUUUGCAGUGGAGUCUGGAUCAAGCAAAGAAGUGUCCGGGAUAUCAUCCGAUCCAGUGCUAUCGCAGUCGGCCGCAGUUCUAGGAAUGAUCACUACCAAAGAUGUCCUUGGAGACAGCUCAAAUGCGCUCUACAUUAACGAGCUUGCACGUAAUUUGGCAGAAUAUGCAACGGACGACAGGAGGGGAGUUCUUCGCCAUCAGGGAGGAACCAUGAGCCUGGUUGAUCUCUGGGCAGUGUUUAACAAAAGUCGAAAUGGAGUUGAACUAGUCAGCCCUGCAGAUUUUCAUAAGGCUUCUGAAGCCUGGGAGAGACUUGGCUUGCCUAUUAAGCUGCGGCGCUAUCGAAGCGGCUUGCUGGUGGUGCAGCGCAAAGACGCUAGUGACGAGAAGACGAUCAGACAACUUCAGGACUGGCUCAAGUCACUGAGGAAUACACAACCUGAGCAACCUGUGCCAUGGAAUCAAGAGAUAUUUAGCUUUGGAGUCACGGCUCAACAAGCAGCCGCAAAGUUUGGCUGGAGUCUAGGAGUUGCCAGUGAAGAACUAGAGAUGGCGGAAGAAACAGGGGCACUCUGUCGGGAGGAGGGGGUGGAAGGGCUCAAAUUCUGGCUCAAUAUCCUGAUUGAAGAUGAUUAG